Neoarius graeffei (lesser salmon catfish) is the source of this 1497-nucleotide messenger RNA. Its product is annotated as paraneoplastic antigen Ma1 homolog. The transcript has a single exon. Gene Ontology annotation, molecular function: nucleic acid binding; zinc ion binding. The coding region runs from base 1 to 1497 and encodes 498 amino acids. Lineage: Eukaryota; Metazoa; Chordata; Actinopteri; Siluriformes; Ariidae. The record is from RefSeq and is a predicted model, not a curated record.
AUGGAGCUUAACCAGGCUGUUGAGUGGAGCCGUGAAGAGAAUGUUGACUUGUCUCAUGCCAUUCUUCUUAGCAGAGUGCCACUGGAGGCUACGAAUGAUGUUGUUAGCCGCGUGCUCAGUACAGUGAAAGUCUUCGGUCGGACUCGGAUACGUGGUCGCCGUAGUGACAGCACUGGUAGGCACUUGUACAUUUUAGUGGAGACUUCCGCUGAGUUGGAUCAGAGCUGUGUCCCUCCUGAAGUGGGAGUGGUAGGUGAUGCAGGUCCUUGGGCUGUUCAUGUUGUGAGUAGCUUAAUAACUGCUAGUUCUGUUCCUGCAGGCGAUGAUUUUGAAGCCAAGCUGUCAGCAUUUCUGCAGCAAGAGGGUAAGUCCAUGGGUGAUGUUAAGGCGGCUGUGCUGGGCCCACAGCCUCCUAAACCUGAUGUCAGUUUUGAGCUUGUGCAUGCCAUCGGUCAGCUUGUUGAUCGCUGUAGCCAGGCAUCUGUUGAUGCGCCUGGGUAUAGAAAGCUGAGGCUGUUCUCUGGCCUUCGUCCUGUUCCUGCUGGUGAGGAAGAGUAUGAGGUUUGGAUGGAGCAGGCUACACAGAUGGUCACUGAGUGGCAGUGCAGUGACUCAGCGAAGCGACAGCACAUCGUCGAGAGUUUGCGUGGGCCUGCUGCAGACAUAGUAAGAUUCUUAAAAGUCAGUAGUCCGUCAGCUACCGCUACUGAUUAUCUCGCUGCUCUUGACACUACUUAUGGUUCUACGGAGUGUGGAGCUGAUCUUAUGGCCUUGUUUCGCCAUACCUUUCAGGACGACGGAGAGAAGCUUUCAGCUUUCCUGUACCGUUUAGAUAAGCUUCUUCACCGCGCUCUUCUGAGAGGGGGGAUUGACGCUGCCGGCCUAAAUCGUGCUCGUCUUGAGCAGCUGUUCAAAGGUGCUCUCACCACUGACAUUGUGGCUUUAUGUGUGCGACUUCUGCACACUCUGCAAGCUCCGCCUUCUUUUUCAGAGUUGAUGCGAAGUGUGAGGGAGGAAGAACACUGGGUUAGUGCGAGAGAGAGUGCGAAAGUUUCUGUUUCCUCUGCUGUUACUCCACGGGCACCCGUAACCACUGUUUUUCCUCCAGUGCCCGUGACAGCUGCUGUUGCUCUUCCCCAUGUGCCAGUGAGCCCAGUGGCAUCGGAGGUGGAUAGUCUGAGGAAAGAGGUCAAGGAGCUGUCAUCUUUGGUGUCGAAACUUUUGACUGCUGUCACUGUAGCCCCUGCUACUCCAGUCAGACCAUGUAGCGCAAGCCAGAGCACGGAGACCACUGCCCCAGCUUUUUCCACAAGAACUGUUCCUUCAAGCUUGCCGAAAUCUACAGCACCCACUCCUGUUCCUGGCAUUUUCUGCUAUAAGUGUGGUGAAGAUGGCCACACCACUCAUGAGUGCACGCGUCAUGAGAACUUGCGGUUAGUGAAUCAGAAGCUGCUGAAGAGGGUCAAGCAGCAGGGAAACUCUCCCGGAGCUCAGUGA